ACUGUAACAUCUCUCUACUACUAUGAAACAUGGUGAAUGGAAAGAACCAUCUCAAUGGGUCUCAUCAUUAGUGUGUUGGUGCAAUCUUAAGAAAACUCCAUCCUUUAACUGAUCUGAAAUUUGGUCUGUUAUCUGUGGGAAGUCUCAGAAAGUGACCUUUUUGGUCCUUUAGACUGAAUGCAUUAAAGGCUAUGUCUUGACAAAGUGGGAGGAAAAACUUUGUUUAUGGCACCAGAAGAGGAAAAUUCACUGAGACACUCAACUGGUAAUGGAUUGCUGAUCAUCCAAUCAUUGUCAAUAAGGCAUAAAGGCCAGCGUGAAUGUUAAACUGGCAAGCAGGGGGAAUUUACUACUUUAGGUGGCAAAAUAGCCUCUGAGAUAAGUGGGAGUCCUCUGUUCCAGAAGACAUGGCCUGGGAGUCCAGGCAAUCCAUUCACAGACAAACCCACCCAAAGUUUGCUUGGGUAGCUUCUGCUUGACCGACACAGGAAAAGAGCAGUAUGGGCGUCUCAAGAGCCCUACACUGGGCUUUGUCUUUCUGUGUCUCAGUUCCAUUAUCUGCAAAACAGAGAUAAUGGCACUAAGAUUGUGAUAAGUAUUAUUAUGAUCAGUUUACAAGCACAGCACAAGCUAAUUAAUGCAGUUAAGUUUGGUAUAUGUAGCUCUCAGAGCCACAUAAUUCUUGAUAACAAACAGAUCCCUUUCACAGAAAAAGAGCCUGUCUCCAAGGAUGAUGCUAUCAGACUGCUGAAAAAUCACAAACUUUCAAAAAUGAGGACAACACCAGUAUAAUGGACACAGUGUGCUAAGGAAAGUAGGUCUUAGAACGAGCUAGCAGGAUUAUGUAGCUUGGGAAACCAAAACUGUGAUUUUGAUCAGCAGCUGCUAUUGAUGGAAGUGGAGAGGUUUUUAUUUGAUUUGAGAGGGCAGCACUACAGAUAUUGAAAGUUUAUUUCAUAGGAAUAAUGCAUGGAUCCCAACUCUUCAGAGGAUAGGAAUUAUGGUGAGCAUUUCAAGAACCUGAUUUUUACCAGUCCUUCAUGUGUGUGAUCCUAUCAUCACAAUCCCACAAAGCAGGUUUAUAACUCAGCUGGCUCAGACCAUGGGGUAGUCAGGAAGCUGGAGAAGGGCUUUGUAGCUCAGGUAGGGGUAGAGGUGCUACGAAGGUAGCAGGAGCACUCCAGGUUCCCAGGGCAAUAAAGACUGCAAAUCUGAGGAAAGACUUCUAGGCUUGGGAAUGUGAAUGGACAGAGGCACUUUCAAGCUAUAUGGCAAUCAAGUCCCAUAUUGUAAUUCAGAAUUCCUCCUUCUGAAAUUUUUCUCAGUUUGCACCUUCAUUUUUCUUUGCUUUGUUUUUUUAUUACUUAACUAUAUAUUUAUAAUAAGCAGCAGGCAUUUAGGGUCAGUUUCUCAGAAAUCAAUGGAACCACCACUGAGGGACACCAGAGGAUAAACUUGCCUUGGGUAUAUUUUUAAUGCACCAUAGUCCUGUUUUUGUCAGCUUUUCCGUAACAGAGCGUGCAGGCUGGGUGAGCAGCAUUAUUUAUGGCCAAUACACAUGGUUGAGAAUCAAGUAGAAGAUCAGACAGGUAAUGCAGACUCUUUUAAAGUUGUGGUGACAUAAUCCAAUGCAAGCAGAGAAACAUCAUAUAUCUGCAACCUUUCCAGCACUAGUGGGAUAAUGCCCAGAAAAGAGAGCAUUACUGGAGCAAGAAGAGCAAUGGUCACUGUGUCAGAGCCAGCUGUCAACCCGAGAAGAUUAAGCUGAUGAAUGACACAAAAAGUCCAUUCUUACUUCUUUCUCACCUUACUCUUAAAAUCCUCUCCCACACUGAGGUAAGAUUUCUGCCCCACAGUGCCAGGAGAUCAAGACCUGUUGUUAAGAUAACAAGAACUAAAAGGCUUACAAGGUGUUAUACAGGACAAUAUGGUUGAGAUCCAAAACAGCACUUAACCAGAAAUGAUUUAGGCCACAUUCAGGUGAUUACAGAAUGCUAUUCCCCAAUAACAUUGUUCCACUACAGAACACUUAAUCCAUGUGUUCUCAACAGAAAAUUCCUGCAGUUCUGCUCUGGCGCAGGCCAGGUGGGACAGCAGCUCUGAAUACAGCCGAGCUCAGCAGCCACAGCCACACAUUCUUCAAAGAACAGCUGGAGGAGACAGGUCUGGUGGUCAGAGCCCUUGCCCAGGACUAUGGGAGACCAGAUGCAAUUCUCCUCGCUUGCAUGGUUCAAAGCUAUCUUUCCCCUAGAAGUGCUCCAACUUCUACCUGGAAGCUUGCCUUGGGCACCCAGUGAGGAAUUUGAGGGCCCUGUGCCGACUAGAGCAGGCUCAGGCAUGUGUGGCACAGAGUGUGAAGGGCUGCUUAGACUCAAGGCAAACAAAAAUUAAUGUCAAGCCAACCAGGGCAGUGUGUCUGGCUCAAUUCGGAUGCCCACACACAGACACCCAGUCUGUGCGUCCUUGAGUAUCCUGUCUGGCUUCCAGAUCCCACUCCAAAAGUAGUCCUAGAGGAGUCAUAGGAUAUCUUGGCCACCUUACAGCACCUGCUAACACAAUACACGACUCAUUUAGGCAAAUUAAUCAAGUGUCUGGCAAGUUGUGGCAGCCCAAGGACGACUGAGGUCUCACAUGACCAGUGUAAGUCAUCCGUUCUGGUCUCGCAAGACCUGUUUUACAUCUCUCAUGCAUUUAUUAAAUCAAGCACCAUGUCUUUAUUAAAUCAAGCCCCAUCCUUAUCCUGCAUAACUAGCUAGCUCCAAGACAGCCCAUAAAAAAUACACCAAAUAAAGCACUUACCCACACAAAGGCUUCAAGGAAACUCAGCUGGAAACCGAUGUUUUGUUCCAACAGUAGCAAACUCCAGGCAGAACUUUGCUGGAAAAGCUUCCAUAGAACAUUGCUCUAAAUAUGCUGGCAAAGAUAAACAGCAAUAAGAUCAGGCAUUCAGCUGAAUGUGAAAUAUUAUUAUUUACUUCAGCCACAAUUUUGUGUUCGGCAAGACUUGCUGUUGUAAAUACUUGUCUUGAACAGCAGAAGUGUCAAGGGAAUGCUUCUUUAGGUGAGAGUCUGUGCUCACCCACACCCUGGGAGUGCAUGUAACAACAGCAGCAAUGUCUCAUCAAGCCUAUGGCUCCAGGUGAUUGCUGAAAAAUUAUGAUUCAGUGUUGCGUAGUUACAGACAGACAGGUGAUGCAUGAGGAAGUUUAGAGCAGAACACUGUCUCUUCCAGUGGCCUGAACAUCUGUCUCUGAUUUUUAUGUGACUCUUCUACAAAGAUAGUUUCCUGUAAUUUCUCCUUCUUCUGAUACAUUUUGUGCAGCUACAGAAGAAUAUCAGCUACCCGAGGAUUUAGGCUGCAGAGUGUCUGUGGGUGCCAGAGGCUCUAUUACGUACCUGCAUGAUUCUAUAAUCUGCUAACUAGGUUAAAACAUUCACUGAAUAGAAUCAUUUAGAUUGGAAAAGACCUUUAAGAUCUUCAACUGUCCUAACACUGCCAAGUCCACCACUAAUCAGUCCCUUAGUGCCACAUCUACAUCCACCUCCAGGGGUGGUGACUCAGUCAUGUGCUGAAGUGAGUGACCAACCACGUGCCAUGAGUAACAAACUACUGGAAAGGUAUUUACUCUAUAAAAGGCAAAACAACCUUAAAUCUGUAAGGUAUUUAUGACUUGAGGCAAUAAGUCUACACAGUAAGCUUCAGGAAAAGUUUGAUUGUACCAACACAGCGCUGCAUUUUCAACAGGAUCCAUUAACUCAAAUCAGUCCCAAUAUAAAUGCAGUUGCUAUGCUUCCAGUCCCAGCAUGGAUGCCUCUAUGCCUGUGGGAUAAAUACAUUCCUCAUUUCAGACAAAACUGAGUAUGCCAGGUUUUGGGGUGUGGAAACACCAUCAUUAACACAUUUCUGCCUCUAGAUGAAUGUCACCAGAUCUCACUCCUGGAAUCAGGUUGCUGUCUCCAUUGAUCCUCAUUGUCCCAUCAAGUCCUUCCAUAUAUCUAAGGGACUCUGCAGGUUUACUGUUUUAUCCAAACCCAAUGAAAAUUAGAUGUCACAAUAUCCCUUGCAGAUUCAAACAGCAGAACCUCAUUUGCUUCGUGUAAGAACCAGACAGUAGAUACUCACACAGCUUUCCAUCACAAUGUGAGGAACAAGGCUGGAGAGACAAGCUGCCCUUGUAGGUGAAACUCUCAAUAAGGCCUUCAUUUGCUCUUUGUCGAAAUCUUUACAGAUACUUAGAUUGCUGAGAUUAUUCCAUGGGCUUGGAAAGAGUCAGGGAACUGCAACAAUCCUCAGUGGUCUGUUUUACAAGUUAAUGGCUUUCCUUUUUCUGUGUACGCAAUUACUGAGAGAAACCUAACCCUUCCCCAAGCCCUCACCUUUGAUCAGUGCAGGUAUCAAGUGCUGGUCGGCUUAGGUACAUUUUGUGCUUGUUUCUUAUGCAAAUGCAGACUACUAUACACCAGCUGGCACUUCUGCCAAAUUUGUUUCAUGGUUUUCAUUCUGUUUUCUACCUUUUGCCUAAAAGGACCAUUAUGUACAUGGAGAUUAGUUUUCUGUGAGAAGAUAGCAAGAGAUUUAUUUUCUUCUACAAAUUGUGGGAUAAGAUGCAUUUUGGAGUAAUUCCACUGAAACCUCCAGCAUUACACCAAUGCUAAUUUAAUUACAGUAUUUGCUAAAAAUCAUCAGUAAAAAGCUAAUCUGUGUUUCAAGAGCUUUGUUAAUGUUAUGGUGAGGUUAACCACUAUAGCUAAACAAGGUUAGCCAAAUAUCUUAUGCUCCAAAUCAGCUCUUUGGGGGCAGACCUGACAGACCAAGUCCAACCCCAGGGCUGAAACUGAUCCCUUGAGCUUGAAGAAUCAGCUUGUACAAGGUCAUGAGGGCUUUCUCAUGUCCAAAGUCACAGGCUUUCUCCUGCAAGCCUCCCCUUGUUACUGGGUUAUAUAUUCUUGAUAACAGUCUUGAUCAUAAUGUCUCACUAUAAACCCUGGCUCCUGGCUACAGACCAAAUACACACACACAGAGAAAGACAAAAAGGAGUUUACACAAUGUCUAUUCAGUUUGGCUUAGGAAAUCAAAAUUAGGCCUCAGUGCCUGCAGGAUUUGAGGUGAGGCUACAAAACAGACACCUGGAGUUAAAUUUUCCUUGUUUUAGUAUUUCUGAUGAGGAUAAUCCCUACUUAGGUAAUACCAAAUGAUUUAUGAGCUUUAGCCCUUGUUCAGUGGAUUAUUCUUUAAUUUGAUUAAAAUAACAACAAGCAAGGGAUUUUAUCCAUUGUCCAUCUUUAAGUAAUCUCAUUUAAAUCAGAAUGUGAUGGCUUGCAGGACUUGGUUCACAACAAUAGUGAGAGCAGCCCAUUAUUUGCUCUGUAUUGCAAUCCCUAUGAAGCUUCUAUCUAGAUUCAGACUUACUAUUUGAAACUAAGCAGAGAAAUGUACAGGCUUUACAACCUUUCUUUAGGGAUUUGGAUCAGUUUGCCAGAAGCAGAAGGCACCCUAAUUACAUCUUUGUAUCACUGCAGUUCACCUGCACACCAUCACUGCUGAGAGCCAGCAGCCCUCACAGGGCAUGGUGCACUCAUGGCUCUGCUGUGCUCAUGGCUUUCAGCUUGAAACUCUUCUUGUAGUGAGUGCUGUCCUCAAGGUGCACCCAUAAAUCUCACCCACAGGCAGUUUGUCUAGCAUUUUGGGUUAAUGACAGGGCCGCUGUGCUCCACUCUCCUCUUCCAAAAGCUCCAGACUAAUGACAACUAGUACAGCUUUAAUACCGUGUCUCUCCUAUAUGCCAAAAAUCCCUUGAGAGAAGGCAUAUCCACACCAAAGUCCUGCCAUGGAUGGGGAGAAUGAGGUUCUCCACAAGAGGAGAUACCAAAUCAUCUGUGAGCAGCCCCACGGGACUGGGUCCCACAAGCAAGGUCAGUGAGAUCCUCUGUGUUUUGUGACUCAAGACAGAUAUCAGAGCAGUUCAACAAUACAUGGAACUGGGUAGAUACACACAUGCCCAAAGUUGAGGCUGUGCCAGUUUAUACUGCAAGUGUUUACAGCCCACAUUCUUAUGCUGUAAUAGCAGUAGCAUACCCAAGUGCUUUUUUCCGUGUCUGUCACUAAAAGCUGAUACAAACAGGAUGUAAUGGGUCACCAGAAAAUCCUACCAGCUGACUAAGACUGUCAAAGGCAACCUCAUGACUGAUGGCCAUAUGGAAAGCAAAUUUAUUUCGGUGCAAUGGUAAAUUUUACACAACCUGUAGUGUAGUACUUAUAUUACAUAGUCUUACAUGCAUGUAGUAUUAUGUACUAUAAUUUUGUAGUAUUAUGUACUAUAAUUAUGUAAUAUAAUGCUUAGGUUUAUGGAAGAGCCUACCUAAACUCAGGUAACAUGCCUAUGAACUUUUAGAAAACGUAAGUAAAAAACCCAACCCCUAAGAUGGUAUAUGAUCUGUUGCCAUUACUUUUGUCCACUUACAGGGCACAGAAGUUUGACAUGGUCCACAAGCCAUUUAAGACAAGCAUCUAAUUCCUAUAAAUAAUUUUUAACUGAAUUCUAGAAGGCAGUUGUGGCUUCACCUCUGCAGAAAUUCUACAUUUUCCUAAUUAACUUGUAAAACAAAAACUUAGUACCUUCAGCAGGUUUCUCUUCAGUUGUUUUCAAGAUCUGUGAAAAAACCACCAUAGAAAGACUUUUUAAAAAUCAAAUUGCAGCAGCAGUACAGUCCCAUCUAGGGGAAGAGAACUGCUUUUCUAUAACUCUUUUUUUUUCUUCUCCCACACUGGACAAUACUGGCGGGUUGAGAUUUAACCAGAGAUGGGCUCCUUUUACAAGAUUGCUUAUAUAAAGCGAAGAUAAUGCCAGCUGGGUUCAUUUGAAAGAGGACAUCUUGGGAAGAGCCGACAGUGCAGCUAUUGGAAUAAGACCGGAAUGAAAAUCUGAAAUACUUAUCCCCUUCUUGUCCUGUAGAUCAUUGCAAGAAAUGCUGACCCUUACUCUAUAUCUGCUGGUCAUCUUGGCUCGAGCUCUUGGAGGGCCUUGCAGUCCAAAUAAAGCAGAUGUAAUUCUGGUAUACUGCUAUCCUAAAACCAUCAUUACCAGAAUUCCAGAGUGUCCUUAUGGAUGGGAAGUUAAUCAGCUGGCACUUGGAGGCAUUUGCUAUAAUGGGAUCCAUGAUUCGGGAUAUUACCAAUUCACAAUCCCAGACCUGUCACCUAAAAACAAAUCAUACUGUGGGACACAGUCAGAGUUCAAGAAUCCCGUUUAUCACUUCUACAACUCCAUCGUCUCCAAUGACUCCUCAGUAAUUGUGAAGAACCAGCCUGUGAAUUACUCGUUCACCUGCACAUACAAUGCCCACUACCUGGUGAACCAGGCUGCCUUUGACCAAAGGGUGGCCACUGUCCAUGUGAAGAACGGGAGCUCCGGCACAUUUGAAAGUCAGCUGUCCCUCAACUUCUACUCUAAUGCCAAGUUUUCAAGUAUAAAGGAAGCCCCUUUCGUCGUUGAAACAUCAGAAAUUGGCUCUGACAUAUUUGCUGGCGUGGAAGCUAAGGGCUUAAGUGACAGGUUCAAAGUUGUUCUCAACAACUGCUGGGCAACUCCCUCCUCAGAGUACUUCUACCAGAUCCACUGGCCUCUGAUCACCAAGGGGUGUGCCGCAGACUACUCCAUCAUCGUGCACGAGAACGGGAAAACAAACCGGGCGACGUUCCAGUUCAAUGCCUUCCGCUUCCAGAACAUCCCCAAGCUGUCCAAGGUGUGGCUGCACUGCGAGACACACGUCUGCGACAGUGAGAAGUUCUCCUGCCCAGUGAUAUGUGAUAGACGAAAACAGCGCAUGGAACAAACCGGAGGUGUUUUAGUGGCAGAGAUCUCUGUGCGCAGCAAAGGUUUAUCCAGAUUUUACACACUCUCAGAUAUCAUCUUCCACCUACUCUUUGUGAUUGGAUUUUGUGCUGUUUUAUUAUAAAAUGCAGCCAAACUGUGUUUCUCAACUUCCCCCAAUCCUGUUUGGACCUGGACUUCUUUACUAAAGAUGUUUAUUUUACAGAGGAAAAAUGAAAGCCACAAAAAAUACUUGUGCACCAUUUUACCUGAGAAAUAAAACAUUCCAUGAGC
Messenger RNA from Myiozetetes cayanensis, 8105 nucleotides. It is a transcript of the gene TECTB, whose product is annotated as tectorin beta. The record is from RefSeq and is a predicted model, not a curated record. Gene Ontology annotation, cellular component: cell surface. Lineage: Eukaryota; Metazoa; Chordata; Aves; Passeriformes; Tyrannidae. The transcript is spliced from 11 exons. Bases 6967 to 7956 code for a protein of 329 amino acids.